AUGUCUGUGAUUCUCUAUGGAGCCCCUAUUUGGGCUGAUUUGAGCCCAGACGGUGGCGGGGGAUCGCGGCAUCCUGAGAAGAGUUACUCGUUUGCAGCGACUGGCGUUGAAGCAAAAGAAAACGAUUAUGAAACAAUGAUCAAUUCGAUAGAUAAUACGUUUGAAUUGUUAAAUCGAGCAAUCGCCGAGUUGGAGUGGCAAACUCUUGCAAAUUACUCGACCGUACCAUCAGAAAUGUAUGUACAAUUUGUUCGAUUAAAACAAAACUUAAAGAAUAAAUGGUGUGCAGAAUUGAUGGAUUUUGAAAAUCAUGGCGUAUCUGUAAACGAAAAAUUGUUACGCUUUUUGUGCAAAGGACCAAAAUAUACGGAUAAUACAAUAAGAAAACUUACUGUUAUCAAUGAAUUAUUGUCAUCCGCAUAUAACUUUGCACAGAUUUGUAAAGUUGAAAAUUAUAUACGAAAAUGUUACGACGGUAAAUUAAACAUCGAGAAGUUAAUGGCAACUUCAAGAAACGAGAAAGAUUUACGUUGGGCUUGGACUGCUUGGAGAAAUCAUAAGAGUCGCACGAAAGAAUUUUUUACACAGUUAGUCAAUCUUCAAAAUGCUGCUGCACGAAAAAAUGGCUACGCUGACUUUGGAGAAUAUUGGAGAGAGGAAUACGAAAUUCUAGAUUUAGAAAACGUUUUUGAAGAAAUGUAUCGACAAGUCAAGCCACUCUAUCGCCUUCUUCAUGCUGUCGUACGAUUCAGACUCGCGAAAUUAUAUCCUGAUAUUGUUGAUAUGUUUCAACCAAUUCCAGCUCAUUUAUUAGGCAACUUAUGGUCGCAGAAUUGGGAAGCAUUGAUCGAUAUAGUAUUUCCAAAUUACACUGGCAUGCUAAAUCUAACGGACUCAAUGAUACAAGAAAAUUACAACGUAAUAAAAAUGGUUAAAACUGCGGAAGAUUUUUAUGUAUCUCUUGGAUUUCCGCCGUUACCGUCAAAAUUCUGGAAAAACUCUAUCUUUGAAAAAGAAACUGGCAAGAGAUCUGGCUGCCAUGCAACUGCAGUUAACAUGUACAAGAAAGAUGACUUCAGAAUGUUUGCGUGUUUAGAAAUACAACCGCAAGAUUUCAACAUUAUUUAUCAUGAGAUUGGUCACAUACAGUAUUACAUGGCCUAUCAAAAUCAGUCGUCAUUUUUUAAGAAUGGAAUCAACAGUGCUUUUCACGAGUCAAUAGGCGAUGCCAUUUCAUAUGGUACAGCUUCUUUUGGACACAUGCAUCGUCUGGGAUUAAUACGUAAUGCGUUCGCGUCAUCCGAUAAUUCGUCUGAAGUAAAUUCGUAUACUCAAGCUUCAUUAGAAAUAGCUCUUCUUCUAAGGCAAGCUUUACUUAAAAUACCACAAUUGUCCCAUGGACUAAUAAUAGAGAAAUGGAGAUGGUCUGUCUUUUCCGGCAAGAUAAAAUCCUCGAAAUACAACACAUUCUGGUGGUAUUUGCAUCGUCGAUACAUGGGCGUUGUGCCGCCGUCACCGAGAUCUGAGAAGUUCUUCGAUCCUGCGGCGAAAUUUCACAUUGUCCAUAAUAUACCUUAUGCUGGGUAUUACCUAGGAAACUUUCUGCAAGUUCAGUUAUUUCAAGGAAUGUGCGAGGCAUCCUUGAAUGUACCCGUUGGUUCAAAGGCAUUUAACUUACCUCUUCACAAAUGCGACAUUUAUGGUUCAAAGAAUGCGGGAAAGUUCUUAAGGUCGAUCAUGAAACUCGGAAGUAAAGUAAAUUGGAGACACGCGCUGCGUUUUACAACAGGAUACUCCGAGUAUCGCGUGGAGCCGUUUUUAUUUUACUUCGAACCAAUCCGUGAGUGGCUGCAACAUGAAAUUAAUCGUCACAGGAUUCCAGUUGGCUGGGAUUAAAAUGAAUCGAGUAGC
This is a messenger RNA of Cyphomyrmex costatus, 1911 nucleotides long. Its product is annotated as angiotensin-converting enzyme. Gene Ontology annotation, molecular function: peptidyl-dipeptidase activity; metallopeptidase activity. The record is from RefSeq and is a predicted model, not a curated record. Gene Ontology annotation, biological process: proteolysis. Lineage: Eukaryota; Metazoa; Arthropoda; Insecta; Hymenoptera; Formicidae. The transcript is spliced from 10 exons. The coding region runs from base 1 to 1896 and encodes 631 amino acids. Gene Ontology annotation, cellular component: membrane.